Molecule: messenger RNA, 1936 nt
Organism: Anolis sagrei ordinatus
Lineage: Eukaryota; Metazoa; Chordata; Lepidosauria; Squamata; Anolidae
Gene: FBXW2
Product: F-box and WD repeat domain containing 2
Molecular function (GO): protein binding
Source: RefSeq, a predicted model, not a curated record
GCGGAAGUUCUCAAUGACAACGUCAUCCCCCUGCGCCGGAAGUGCUUGAGAUAGAGCUCUGGUGGAGAGCCGGCGGUGGCGGCUGCAGCGGCUGCAGGAGAAAUGGCCGCAGAGGAUUGCGCAUCCCUGUUGGGCCCCAAAGAGGAAGAGGAGGAGGAAGAGAAGCCCUGGCAGCCGUUGUUUGCGGAGCAGCAUUUGAACCCAGGCCGCUCGCGAAGGUCAAUGUUUCCGUAACCUUAAUGGAGAGGAAGGACUUUGAAGCAUGGCUUGAUCACCUGUCUGUGGCGUUCCUCUCUCUGACGGACUCGCAGAAGAAUGAGGCCCUGGACCACCUGAUUGGCCAGAGCGGGGCCGCCCAGCUCCGGCACCUCUCCCACCACCUGGAGACCCUCCUCAAGCGGGACUUCCUCAAACUGCUCCCGCUGGAACUCGGAUUCUAUUUGCUCAAAUGGCUCGACCCGCAGACCUUACUCACGUGUUGCCUGGUCUCUAAGCAGUGGAACAAGGUCAUCAGCGCCUGCAUGGAGGUCUGGCAGGCGGCCUGCAAGCGGCUGGGCUGGCGCAUCGACGACGACUCAGUCCAGGAUGCCCGGCACUGGAAGAAGGUCUACCUCAAGGCCAUCUUGCGCAUGAAGCAGCUGCAGGACCACGAAGCCUUCGAGACCUCCUCACUGAUCGGACACAGCGCCAGGGUCUAUGCACUUUACUACAAGGACGGGCUGCUUUGUACAGGUUCGGACGACUUGUCCGCCAAGCUGUGGGACGUGAGCACCGGGCAGUGCGUCUACGGGAUCCAGACCCAUACCUGUGCGGCAGUGAAGUUCGACGAGCAGAAGCUGGUGACGGGAUCCUUCGACAACACCAUCGCCUGCUGGGAGUGGAGUUCAGGGGCCAAGACCCAGCACUUUCGGGGCCACACAGGGGCAGUUUUCAGCGUGGAUUACAACGAUGAGCUUGACCUCCUGGUCAGCGGUUCGGCAGAUUUCACUGUGAAAGUCUGGGCUUUAUCCACCGGCGUCUGUCUCAAUACCUUGACCGGACACACGGAAUGGGUCACAAAGGUGGUCUUGCAGAAGUGCAAAGUCAAGUCCCUCAUGCACAGUCCCGGGGAUUACAUCCUUUUAAGCGCAGAUAAAUACGAAAUCAAGAUCUGGCCAAUUGGAAGAGAAAUUAACUGCAAAUGCUUAAAAACCCUGACCGUUUCGGAGGACCGCAGCAUCUCCCUGCAGCCCCGGCUACACUUUGACGGGAAAUACAUCGUGUGCAGUUCAGCCAUUGGGUUGUUCCAGUGGGAUUUUGCCAGCUAUGAUAUCCUCAGGGUUAUCAAACCCCCCGAGUCGGCAAACUUGUCCUUGCUGGGCUUCGGUGACAUUUUUGCUCUCCUGUUUGAUAGCCACUUCCUGUACAUCAUGGAUUUGAGGACAGAGAAACUGAUCAGCCGUUGGCCGCUGCCGGAAUAUCGGAAGUCCAAGAGAGGCUCCAGCUUUUUGGCCGGAGAAACAUCUUGGCUGGACGGUUUGGACGGUCAGAACGACAUGGGCCUGGUGUUUGCCACUAGCAUGCCAGACCACAGUAUUCACCUGGUUUUGUGGAAGGAGCACGGCUGAAAAAAAGGAGGAGAAAAAGAAAACAAGCCAGCCGAAUACGUGACAUAAGAAAAAUAUGAAACGAAAACACAACUUUGGAGACCGACCGCCAGCGAUGGAUGAAUCAGACCGAGGAGACUGCAUGAACCAAAGCUGCACAUUUUAAUGGAUAUCAUCAUGCAAUGCACAAUCAUUUUAUCUUUUUUUAAAAAUCUCGGCAUCCUUUUGAUGAGAGAAGGGAGUUGGGGGAUGAUUACACGAUUUCCUUUGCAUCAUGGCAUGCUAACAGCUUCCAUCACUGCCUCAUGUAUACUCAUGUUCAAACAUACACAUCUGAGCAUUUAGAUCAA